This is a messenger RNA of Epithele typhae, 2352 nucleotides long. RefSeq lists its product as uncharacterized. Bases 1 to 2352 code for a protein of 783 amino acids. The transcript is spliced from 6 exons. NCBI's taxonomy places the organism in Eukaryota, Fungi, Basidiomycota, Agaricomycetes, Polyporales, Epitheliaceae. The record is from RefSeq and is a predicted model, not a curated record.
AUGGGGCAACGCCCUCACCAAGGCCUCAACGACGCGCGGGCCGCCCCCAAAGCCGCCGCAACGUCCGGCCCCGAUCGCAUCGCACUCGCAUUCUCCGCGUCCCCGUCUACCAUGCAAAAGCGGACGCUCCGUUCGUCGGUCUUCGGAGGGCGAGCGCGGAGGGCGAGCGUCGCGAGAUCCGCGAUCCCCGUGGUGAACGACGCGGUGGGAAGCCCGACGAUGAGGUUGUGCAGCGCGUCGCUGGUUACGUUUGCGAGGGCGCGCAAGACCGCUAGAAAGCCCGCGGUGGUGCUGAUAUGCAUCAAGAUCUCGAGGUCUGCCGUCCCGUGCAGUUCGGAAACGGAGGGCGCGUCUACGGCGGUGAUGCGGCUCACAGUGGAACAAGCAGAUGUCUUCGUCCAGGGGAAGAUCAUCUGGACUGCAAGUCCCCACGAAAGCAUCCUCGCCGUCUCGACAUCCACCUCUGUCACCACGCUCUGCCUGAUAUGCUGCACCCUGCCCUCCUUUUCACCCCUCCGUCGCACCAUUACCACCAUCCCGACCUUGUAUACCUUCCAUGUCCGAGGCCUCCGAUUUGCUGUGUCUUCGGCGGACACUGAGUAUGGAUAUCCUGAGGCAUCCACAGCACUGCAGAACUUCGAAAUACACAUCGAUUCGGAGUCCGAUGAGUUGGGCUUUGCAAGACGAUUGCUGAAGUGGCUCGCUGCCACACCAACACGGAGCUCCAUCACCAUUCGCGUCCUCAUGAAGCAGCUCAGGUGGCCGAUUUGCCUCCCUCCUAGGCUGAUUCGAUCGUCCGCCAUUGAUGAUCUCCUACGCGUAUCUGGCGCAAUCCCUGGCAGACAUUUCUCCUGGAAGACCUUUGACUCCGGCCUCCAGCACUUGCAAGAUCUCACACUCUGUCUAACAAACGGCGAUGUAGAAGACCUACUGGCGCUCGUACGCACACUCGGAGACGGGUACAUCCCAGAGCUGCGCAAGCUCACACUCGCCCUCCCUCAAGUAGCGCUCUCUCGCGCCAUCGAGUCCCUCACGACGCUCGCGGAACUGGCCAGGUUGAUCGGGCGCAGUCGUUAUGCCGGCUUAGAGACGAUGACGUUUGCCCUGAUCGUCGAGGACUGCGAGGAGAGCAACGGAGCCACCCCGACCGCGAUCGUGGCGGCACAACACGUCUUCGAUGCGCUGGCGAGAGUGCGGGCGGACUUCAUCAUUCGGGCGACCGUGAUGGUAUCCCUCGCGAACAACAUCCACCCUUUCGUCCCGCUCUGGUCCAGGGCCGUGCCAUUCGAAGACCCUCACGCCAACGCCCCCACGCGGUCGUUUCCCUGUGUCCCUCUGGAGAUCUCGGACAUGAUCAUCCGAUGCCUCAGUCCGUACUUAGACGCAACGACGCUUCUUCACUGCGCCCUCGUCUCAAACAGUUGGUUUCCUGCAAGUAGGCAUGCUCUCCAGUCGGCCCGGGGACCGUUGGAGUUCACAAUCAAGGAGGCCUAUUCAUUUUUCACCCGUGUCGCUCCUACAUCGUCGUCAACUUCACUUUUGCGAACAUCGGAAAUUUCCGUGGAGGCAGACAGCAAUGGAGAGAACCACUCGUCAUCCUGGAACACGGUGCUCGCCCGCAUGGCACGCUGCGUCCCCAACCUUCGUACAUUGCACAUGGAAGGUCUCGCCUUUGACUCCAGAAUUCAAGCGCAGCACGCAGCCGCAUGUCUCUCAGCCUUCACCCAUCUAACAACGCUGGAGCUACAGGACAGCAAAUUUCCGUCGUUCACGCUCUUCCGUCUUCUGCGCACGGCUGCCCUUUCAAAACUUCUGCCAUUCGUCGGCAGCUUCUACUUUGUACAUCACACUCACACCGACCCAUCGUUCCUGUCUAGCUUGCGAAUCGCGCACUAUGUCGACCUCAAUUUUCCAGCAGCCACGACCGAGACUCUCCUUGCGAUCGCGGACGGAAUAGUGCGAGCGAACAGCACCCAUCUGUACUUCAUACAGUUGUCGUUGCCGCUCGUCGUCCUCACGAGUGCGUCGGCCGCGGACAUCGCCACCCUCGCAGGGCUCACGUCCGGCGCUGCAUUCGCACGCGUAGAGUUGGCGUAUUUCACUUUCCGCAUGGAGAACCCAGUGUCGGAGGAAGACGCCGUCUUGGAACCCAAAGCCGCGGCCGCAUUGGGGACGCAUGUGGCGGAGAUCGUGGGCAGCGCGUGGCCCCCCGGCAGUAGACAGGCGGACGUGCAGAUUUUGAUCUGUAGCGCCCGCAAAUCGGAACAUGUAUGGAAGGGAAUUUCACGAGCAGAACCUGCCAAGACGACAGAGCCUGCUCGCGGCGGCAUGAGCACAUCCGAUUCUCCGUAG